CUGUCAGGUUGCUGCUAAGGAAGCCGCUGGAUUGGCUGUGGUUUCGACGGCGUCCCGGCGAUAAGACGAGGAGGGAGGUGUCGGUGUUUGCGGAGAGGCGAGGAGUAUUUGUACAGAAUGUCAUCAGAUGAGGAGAAAUGCUCACCUCCAGUUUUGCAAAAUGGCUCCGACCGAGGCAGUUCUGUCUCUUCAGAUCUUCAGAAAACACUCAUGAACUCUUCCAGCAUUCUUUGUACAAAGGCUUCAAACAACGUAAUGAGAAGCUGAAAAUCUGAAGAAACAUUUUUUCUUGAAAGAUUCUCUUUGUAGCUCUCUCUCAUGAGUGCCGCUCUCACUUUAAUGCAAAUUAAUCCAAUAUCAAAACAUCCAGAGUUCUGGGGCCCCAGAUUCCCCAGUGUUCCACUCUCAGUUCUGGCCCCUGUUGCCACAACAUUCAGCACCUGCUGCUGCCCAGGACCUGGACAGCAAUAGGUACAUUGACUGCAGGAAGAGUAUGAAGAACUGCUGCGUUAUGCUAUAGUGACUCCAAAUAUUGAAUCAAGUGCUUCACAGCCAUCUCAUUCUAAAAGAGAAGUGAUGCCAGAUAUUAGAAUUCCUACUGUAAUUGAUGACAGUCUUCAAAACCCAGCAGGAAAUAGCCCUGCAGUAAGAGAAACGAGGAUGGAAGUUGGAAAAGGAUGUGAUUUAAAUAUUUCAGUCCAUUCAAAGACAGAUGGGUCAUCAUCAGUGUCAUCCCCAAGGAAGUCACCUCACCCAGUCAUGGAUUUUUUCAGUUCGAAUCUUUUGGUUGACUCUUCCUCACCAAGGUCUAAUUCUAGUCCUGUAGAUACCCAUGAAAUAGUUGUGACUGAUUUUCUUAUCUCUGAUGAAAAUCUUCAAAAGAUGGAAAAUGUGCUUGAUCUUUGGAGUUCAGAUCUUAAGACAAACAUCAUAUCUGAACUAAGUAAAUGGAGACUUAAUUUUAUUGACUGGCACCGAAUGGAAAUGAAAAAAGAGAGAGAAAAACAUGCAGCAGAUAUAAAACAACUGUGCAACCAGAUCAACAGCUUGAAGGAGCUGCAAAAAACCUAUGAAGUCUCCAUUGGGAGAAAAGAUGAGGUGAUUUCUAGCUUGUCUCAUGCCAUAGGCAAGCAAAAGGAAAGGAUAGAGUUGAUGAGAACAUUCUUCCACUGGCGAAUCAGCCAUGUCAAAUCCAGACAGGACGUUUAUGAAAGUAAAUUAGCUGACCAGUACUUCCAGAGAACUUUACUGAAGAAAGUCUGGAGAGGCUGGCGGGCCACAGUACAGAAGCAGUGGAAAGAAGUGGUGGAACGAGCUUGCCAAGCAAGGGCUGAGGAAGUUUGUGUCCAGAUUUCCAACGACUAUGAAGCCAAAGUUGCUGUGUUAUCUGGAGCUUUGGAAAAUGCAAAAGCUGAGAUCCAAAGGAUGCAGCAUGAAAAAGAGCACUUUGAAGAUUCCAUGAAGAAGGCGUUCAUGAGGGGUGUGUGUGCGUUAAAUCUUGAAGCCAUGACUAUAUUUCAAAACAGAGGUGAUACAGGGACAGACUUCACAAGUAAUAAAAGGGAAGAGUACGGUCCUGGUGUUCAAGGAAAAGAACACUCCUCCCAUUUGGAUCCUUCAGCUCCUCCGAUGCCCUCAUCGGUUGCAGUGCCGCCAUCCCCACCAGCAGCAGCCCUGGGAGCCACCUGUGCUCCUGCCUUUCCCUCUGCUGCUUCCGUCACCUCUGCCGGGGCCACUUCCACUUCCUCCGUUCACCUUCCUGUUUCUGCUCCUCAUGGCGCUGGACUGACAGCGACAGCUUCUGCUGCACAGGAAGAAAUGUAUGUGCCCAGGGUUGUGACAUCAGCACAACAGAAAGCUGGAAGAACAAUCACAGCCCGGAUCACAGGGAGAUGUGAUUUUGCUUCAAAAAAUAGAAUCAGUAGCAGUUUAGCUAUAAUGGGAGUUUCUCCUCCCAUGAGCUCCGUCAUUGUGGAAAAACAUCAUCCGGUCACAGUGCAAACCAUUCCUCAAGCUGCUGCAGCAAAAUAUCCCCGGACCAUUCACCCUGAAAGUAGUACCUCAGUUUCCAGGUCUCUUGGAACCAGAUCAACUCACACCCAGUCUCUCACAAGCAUUCAGUCCAUAAAAGUGGUUGACUAAAAUGAAUAUGUUUAUAUUGAGGUCUUUUAAUUCUUCUGGUUUUACCAAGAAUUAGAAGUCUUUAGUUUUUAAAAUUUCAUAUUCUUAGAACAUCAUGGAUACAUCAUGUUCAUUUUUUCAAAAUCACAGGAGACUUUUUCAAGCUGUACCAUCCUUUGUAACUAUAUGUAGGUUUAUUUUAAUGUUAUUUUUUAUUUAAGCAAUUAAGUAAAACUUUUUUAA
Molecule: messenger RNA, 2364 nt
Organism: Hippopotamus amphibius kiboko
Lineage: Eukaryota; Metazoa; Chordata; Mammalia; Artiodactyla; Hippopotamidae
Gene: POC5
Product: POC5 centriolar protein
Exons: 13
Coding region: 577-2142 (521 amino acids)
Cellular component (GO): centrosome
Source: RefSeq, a predicted model, not a curated record